Messenger RNA from Cadophora gregata, 1035 nucleotides. RefSeq lists its product as uncharacterized. Lineage: Eukaryota; Fungi; Ascomycota; Leotiomycetes; Helotiales; Ploettnerulaceae. The coding region runs from base 1 to 1035 and encodes 344 amino acids. The transcript is spliced from 2 exons. The record is from RefSeq and is a predicted model, not a curated record.
AUGAACCUGAUCAGUCCGGUCGACCCCGACGAUGGACCAGCCAGCCGAGAAGAGUUUCUACAGGUCGCGGACCGGAGAGCCAAAUUCAAACUGCCCCAAAGUGACUAUACUUACUGGAGGAGAUUCAAAUAUCUGAAACUCGGCGUUGAAGUGACAGUCUUCUAUCAGAAAGACAUGGUGCUGGAAGAGAUCAAAGCCUGGAGAGUGCUCGAGCAAUGGACUAGAACUAUCUUCGCAGAUCUCAGCAAGCAGAAUGAUCAAGUCCACCCGUAUCACAAAGAUCCUUAUACGCUACACUACAUCACUGUCGAAAGCUUCAAUCAUCUUGGCAUGGGUAUCAUGGCAGAUAUAAGGAACUCAGCUGACAAUUACCUUCCCGGUACCCUUUGUCUCCCGCCUUCGAUGGAAACGACCAAAGUAGGUAUAAUGGUGACCGUUGCGUGUAAAGUCACCGCCGCCGACAUAAAAUACCGAAAGCUACCGAGUAUCGCCAAGAACAAGUAUGUGAUGGUGAUAGGGCGGCCUCGCAUUUCAGCCGGCCGGCUACAAUUCCUCGAAAUCCCAACUGGCAUAUUUACAGAUAGCGGUAUAGAGGAUAUUAUCGGAUGGAAAGAAAUUAUGCGUUUGUUGCCUGGACCACCGUCGCGGGUUCUCAACAUGUCCGAGAUAGCGAUUACAGGGGCCGCGCCUGGUAGUCCUGGACUAGUUCAUCAGGGAAAUCUAGCACUUGGUGUCCAACAUGAUGGACUUCGGGGCUCGGUCCAGAACGGGCAUACUUAUCAGCAUACUCAGAUUAUGUUACGCGAACACAAACUACCAUUAGAAGAGUUCGAAGCCUUAGUGACGAAGGUACGUAACGGAUUUAUGGAGGAUCGGACUGGCACGAAGUUGCCAGACAGUGGGUCAACUGUGAGACUGGUAAACUUGGUCAAUAUGCCCUGGGCAUGUGUGGGGGAUAUUUAUUCUAUGCUGGCCUGGGGACUGUACAACAAUCUCGAGGCCACUCAGAGGAUUGGAUACGGUCCUAGCGCUUAA